Messenger RNA from Vicia villosa (hairy vetch), 1261 nucleotides. Its product is annotated as probable WRKY transcription factor 70. Bases 139 to 1089 code for a protein of 316 amino acids. The record is from RefSeq and is a predicted model, not a curated record. Gene Ontology annotation, molecular function: DNA-binding transcription factor activity; sequence-specific DNA binding. Gene Ontology annotation, biological process: regulation of DNA-templated transcription. NCBI's taxonomy places the organism in Eukaryota, Viridiplantae, Streptophyta, Magnoliopsida, Fabales, Fabaceae. The transcript is spliced from 3 exons.
CCUAAUAUUUUCCAUUCAUUUUCAUCCCACUUUCCUAGAAAAACUAUACCUUUUUUCCACCAAUAUAUUUACCAAAUCUUACAAUCCCACAAUAACAACAACUCAAACAAGAUCCUUAGACACUACACUAAAUUAGCAAUGAGUGAUGUUGUUUCUGCCUCCAAGAAGAAGUUGCUCAUUAAGGAGCUUCUUCAGGGUCAAGAGUAUGCUACUCAGCUGAAGUUUCUGCUUAAGAAUCGUGUUGGUUUAGGUUCUGAUGGGUCUGCUUCGGUUAAGGAAUUGGCAGCUAAUGUGCUGAGAUCUUUCUCUGAGACUAUUUCUGUGGUGACUUCUGAAGGUUGUAAUUUUGAUGAGGUUGCUUCAGAGGAAAAUGGUUCAUUGGUUUCUGCUUCUUGUAAUGAUGAUGUGAAAUCUGAAGAUUCAAGUGAGAGUAAGAAGAGAUUGUUACCUAAUAACACUAAAGAUCGAAGAGGUUCCUACAAAAGAAGGAAGACUGAUGAGACAAGAACCAUAGUCUCUAAAACAACUGGUGACAUUCAUUCCUGGAGAAAGUACGGACAGAAGGAAAUCCUCAAUUCUCAAUUUCCUAGGAGCUACUUCAGAUGUACCCGGAAGCAUGAUCAAGGUUGCAAAGCAACCAAACAGGUACAAUUGAUACAAGAGAAUCCAGAAACAUACCAAAUUACAUACAUUGGGUUUCACACAUGCAAUGCCACUCUACAUACUCCACAAAUGGUCACAUUUUCUUCAGAUACCAAUUGGGACACAUUUCUUGUGAAUUCUCAACCUCACUCAAAAGAAGUUCUUACAAAUUAUAUUCAACAGGAUUCUCCUAUUAUGAGCUCAGAAAGAGCAAUUGUGAAACAAGAAUAUCCGAACAAUGACGACAGUACUACUACUCCGAGGAGUGUUCUCGCGGAUGAUUUAUUCGAAGCUAACUUGUGGUCUGAUUUUAAGGAUUUUGAACUAUCCAAGCCAGAUGCUAGUGUGUAUUCAUGUAGUGAAUCUCAAAACCUUGAAAUUGGUUUUGGGGUGUUUUCUGAUUUCAGCAAUGAUUUAGUAUAUUUUGAUGAAAGGCAUUUGCUAUAAUUAGUUAAGCCUUUUGAGUGUAUUGUUUAGAUUUUGCUUGUGAUUGUAACAGAAUCACUUAAUUAUGUAGAAUAGCUUCUUUCUACAAUGUGCUUUAGAAAGAUUGUACUUAGAUGUUUGUAUUCAUGUAUGUAAGUAAGUAUGCACAAGUUGCUUUUGUUUUUAUGUAUGC